Messenger RNA from Trichosporon asahii var. asahii CBS 2479, 1473 nucleotides. RefSeq lists its product as uncharacterized. Bases 1 to 1473 code for a protein of 490 amino acids. The transcript is spliced from 2 exons. The record is from RefSeq and is a predicted model, not a curated record. Lineage: Eukaryota; Fungi; Basidiomycota; Tremellomycetes; Trichosporonales; Trichosporonaceae.
AUGAUCAAGGUUCCCGGCCUGUCCUCCGGUCCCAGUCUCCCGACAACGAACCGCCUGAGUGGGAGCUCCGGGAUGACGAUUCCGCGGCCGCUCAUCCGCGUUGCGAUCGGAGCCGCCCUCGUGCUUCUCGUCGUGUUCGUGUGGUCGACGAAGCGGCUCGACACGUCGCGAUGGGACGCGAGCACGACGCUUGAGCGCAACCCGAAUGUGCCCAGCUGGCGCGACCACCCCGGACCGUACAACCCUGGUAUGGGCGUCGACACCCCGGCAAAGUACUAUGCCUACAACAAGCAUGACCGACCGAGGCAGCCGGACACGGACCGCGCAAAGGAGGUCGACAAGCGCUCCAACCCCUUCCACCCCGGCAAGUCGCGCAAGCUCGUCGAGGGCACGACCGACCAGUACACGGAGGGCCCGCUGCCGUCGCUGAACGAGGCAUUCGACUUCCUCGUCCCCCUCUUGAACCAGAUCAAGGAAGACGUCCCUGCCGUUCCCCGCGAGCACAACAUGGGAUCGACCAUCUUCGCGCCCUACCUGAACGACGAGCUCAAGGCGCGCUACGCGCACCUCGGCGGCGAGUGGGACGUGAACACGCGCACCUGGGUCCAGGGCGGCGAGAAGCGCUACCUGUUCGUGACUGUCUGUCGCCAGGUCGCCGGCAUGCUUCCCGACUGGUUCGCGGCGUGGACGGUUGUCGCCGACUUCCUCGGUCCUGAAUCGCUUGUUUUCUCGCUGCACGAAGGCGACUCUGACGACGGCUCUGGCGAGCUCCUUGCGCGCGCGAUGAAGAAGCACCUGCUGUACAUUGGUGUCCCGCCCGAGAACAUUUUCGUCCGCACGCACCUGCCCAAGGUCGAGUGGGAGAAGCACCACCGUAUCGAGAAGCUGGCCGAGCUGCGCAACGACGCCAUGGAGCCCAUAUUCAAGAGCAAGACGCCCGAGCUCGCUCCCGACGGCAAGCAGUGGAGCGCGAUUGUGUUCUACAACGACGUCUACCUCGGCGCGUCGCACUACCUCGAGCUCCUGCACCAGCACUUUGCCCAGGACGCCGACAUGACGUGCGGCUGGGACCACGCCGGCAAGUGGUUCUACGACGGCUGGGUCGGCCGCGACAUGAGCGGCGACCUGUAUACGCCCUUCCCCGUGCCCGAGGAGGAGCAGAAGAAGGACCAGAAGACCGUGCCCGGCGUGCACCUCACGUAUGGCAAGGACGACGCGCGCCUCCGCGGGUUCGUCGAGUAUCCCGUCCCCGACCGCGAGCACUCGGAGACGAUUGACUGGGACGAGAACCCGCCCUCGCGCGUUAGGUGUCAUGACUGGCCCGACAAGCUCGGGAAGGGCUACUGGGCGUGGGAUAGCACGAGGUGGGUCGCGCCCCCCAAGUACAAGAUUCCGGAGGAGGGGGCGGGAUUCUCGCGCCACGCGGGACAGAAGAAGGACGCAGUCAAGGACGAGGAGCACACCGAGCAGUAG